Messenger RNA from Salvelinus namaycush (lake trout), 1455 nucleotides. Its product is annotated as zona pellucida-like domain-containing protein 1. The transcript is spliced from 19 exons. The coding region runs from base 1 to 1455 and encodes 484 amino acids. The record is from RefSeq and is a predicted model, not a curated record. Gene Ontology annotation, cellular component: cell surface. Lineage: Eukaryota; Metazoa; Chordata; Actinopteri; Salmoniformes; Salmonidae.
AUGUGGCGGGCCCUCAUGUAUCAGCUUGCUCUGAUUCCUCUCGUCCAGGCUCAAAAUGACUACUGCAGGACACACCGUACAUUCAGGGAGCCAGUCAACACUGACAUUAACGUCUACUGUGUCAACACUGACAUUAACGUCUACUGUGUCAACACUGACAUUAACGUCUACUGUGUCAACACUGACAUUAACGUCUACUGUGUCAACACUGACAUUAACGUCUACUGUGUCAACACUGACAUUAACGUCUACUGUGUCAACACUGACAUUAACGUCUACUGUGUCAACACUGACAUUAACGUCUACUGUGUCAACACUGACAUUAACGUCUACUGUGUCAACACUGACAUUAACGUCUACUGUGCCAACACUGACAUUAACGUUUACUGUGGCACGAAUCGCAUGGAGCUCCAUAUCUUGCUAUGUCCCGUCUACUUCGGUGGAUACAAUGAAUCACUGAUGUCCCUCAACGCUCAGUACUUCAAGGGAGAGUGCCGGGGGACACCCGAUUGGACUGUCGACCCGCCUAUUCUGAAAUACAACUUCUCCAUCACAGAGGAGGCGGUGUCCGCCUGCAACAACAAAAUAAAGAUCACUCAGGAGGUGGGUUCUGGGCUCUUUGCGGAUUUCUCCAGCGUUCAGUUUGUCAACAUCUCGGGCAUGAUCAACUCUCUGGACCCCAGUGCGGGAACGAUCACCUACCGCCAGGAAAUGAUUUACAAAUUCUCCUGCCGCUAUCCACUCCAGUACUUGGUCAACAACACUGAGAUGACCGUGUCUGGGGUGAGCCUAGCAGUCAAAGACAGCAAUGGGAGUUUCAUCAGUACCCUGAGUAUGACGCUCUACUCGGACAGGUUCUACACAACCCAGCUCAAGGUCCCUGAGGGAGGCUUGACGUUGAAGACACGCAUCUUUGUGGAGGUCAAGGCCACCAAUCUCACGGGAAGGUUCAACGUGUUGUUGGACCGAUGCUAUGCCACAACCAGUCCUUACCCCGUCAACAGCACUUAUUAUGACCUCUUUGUUGGGUGUAACCGGGAUGGCCAGACGGUGAUGGGGGUCAAUGGGCAACAGCAGGAAGCUCGUUUCUCAUUUGAGGCCUUCCGCUUCGUCCAGCACAAGAACAGGACGUUGUCCACUUUCUACCUGCACUGCUCUACCAGACUCUGUGAGAGGUCCGUCUGCACCUCCCUGCAACAGAACUGCACGGACAUCAUCAGCUCAAGGAGGAAGCGGGAGGUCCAGGACACGUCUGUGACCGACACAGCCACAGUCAGCUCCGGCCCCAUCCGCACCCAAGUGGACAACGUUGUCGAGCAGUUGGGUGGAAAACACAGAUCCUUGCAGGGUGUUGCCAUAGCAGCAGGGAUUGUUGGCGCGCUCUGUAUCUCCAUGGUAGCCUUCAUUGCGUACUGGAUCGUUGUGCCAAGGACCAUUGGGGCUACAAAAGAGUGA